This is a messenger RNA of Sphaeroforma arctica JP610, 201 nucleotides long. RefSeq lists its product as hypothetical. The annotation marks the transcript as partial. Lineage: Eukaryota; Ichthyosporea; Ichthyophonida. The record is from RefSeq and is a predicted model, not a curated record. The transcript has a single exon.
ACUGCGGCAAAAGGAAGCACAGGCAUGCAACACAUGAUUGUCGACAUGCUGCUGGUAGAUCUGAAUGUGGCGCGCAAGUGCACAGUCGACGAAGACGUUCGUAUCGUAGUAAGUCCCGAUAAGCUGGACUACGAGUUCGACCGAAAGGACGAUUUCGCGGUGAGAGUUGCGCUGAAAGUUCGGCACUUGUGCACCAAAAAG